This is a messenger RNA of Gasterosteus aculeatus aculeatus (three-spined stickleback), 6193 nucleotides long. RefSeq names its product 5-hydroxytryptamine receptor 7. Gene Ontology annotation, molecular function: G protein-coupled serotonin receptor activity. The record is from RefSeq and is a predicted model, not a curated record. Gene Ontology annotation, cellular component: plasma membrane. Gene Ontology annotation, biological process: adenylate cyclase-activating adrenergic receptor signaling pathway; circadian rhythm; vasoconstriction. NCBI's taxonomy places the organism in Eukaryota, Metazoa, Chordata, Actinopteri, Perciformes, Gasterosteidae.
GUCUGUCCUCACCGAGACGUUUGCAGGGGAAGGAACUAAGAAAAGCCCCAAGAGACUGUCUGGUUUGUGCAUCAUUUUCGGGCCCACUUUUUUAGAUUGGCUUCUCAGUCAGCCUAUCAGGCUAUCCAGCAUUUCUUUUGACGUCACCAGUUAACUUCUUUGAGAUGUAUAAGAGCGAAUUGAAGUUUUUAAGUGCGUAUCUUUGUUCACACGUGGACAGAAAGCAGCGUGCUCGUUGCUCGGCAGGCUGGACAACAAGCAAAAACAAGUGUUUUUUGUAGGUCAGGUAUUUUGGGAAUAUGCCCGUAGCGUGCCACGUGCGUAAAGCCGAGGGUAACUUCUAAAUUGCAGAAUUAAGGCGUUGGGGGUUCACGAAGGAACGAGAGCGUGUCACAGUAGUUUACCCCGACGGGGGCUGUGGAAAGGAAUUACUCAUUUCCCACACGGACACUGGCACAUCCGCGCGCGUCUGUGUCACCGCCGGACGGGUCUCAAAGUCAAUGGAGAAGAAGGGACAGAAGCCAGCAGAAUGGUUGUUGCGGGAGCGAGCAAUGGGACCGUUGGUAGUGGCAACAUGAGGUCUUCGCUCAUGAUCGACGACAGAGUCGGCGGUGGAGAUCCCGGCGUCUCCACCAGCUUGAUGAUCUCGGAGGCUCUCGCGCCUCGGCUGCUGAAGAUCGCGCAGAGCGCCGCCGAAGCAGCGGCGGCGGCAGCGGCGGCGGCAGUAACGACGUCUCCAUCCACCACCAGUCAGCCGCUGGUCAUGGAGACGAACGGGACGCGCUGCGGGGAGCAGAUUCUGAGCUACGGCUGGGCCGAGAAGGUCCUAAUCGGUGGUGUCCUCACCAUGCUCACACUGUCCACCAUCUGCGGGAACAUGUUGGUGGUCAUCUCCGUGUGCUUCGUCAAGAAGCUGCGCCAGCCGUCCAACUAUCUGAUCGUUUCUCUCGCCGUGGCGGACCUCUCGGUGGCCCUGGCGGUGAUGCCGUUCGUCAGCAUCACGGAUCUGAUCGGUGGUCAGUGGAUAUUCGGACAGUUCUUCUGUAACGUUUUCAUCGCCAUGGAUGUGAUGUGCUGCACCGCGUCCAUCAUGAGUCUGUGCGUAAUCAGCAUUGACAGGUAUCUGGGUAUCACGAAACCCCUGACGUAUCCCGUCCGGCAAAACGGCUGCUGCAUGGCCAAGAUGGUCCUGUCGGUGUGGCUCCUCUCCGCCUCCAUCACGCUCCCCCCUCUGUUCGGCUGGGCGCAGAACGUCAAUGACGGCAGGGUCUGCCUCAUCAGUCAGGACUUCGGCUACACCGUCUACUCCACCGCCGUGGCGUUCUACAUCCCCAUGUCGGUCAUGCUGAUCAUGUACAACCGCAUCUACCGCGCCGCCAAACUCAGCGCCGCCAAGCACACCAUCACCUGCUUCCCCAGGGAGAGGGAGCACGGCGCGGGGCUGGCCCCGCGAGGGGCGAGAAGAGGGCAAGAGGCCCACCGGCCAGCGGCAUCGGGAGAAACGGCCAGUGUCCAAGGGACAGAGGCCGGGCGGGAAGCCGAGGAAGAGGAGGAGGAGGAGGAGGAGAGCUUGGACUGCGUGGCGGCGGCGUUGAAGCUCCAGCGCGAGGUGGAGGAGGAGUGCGGCACGCGCGUCUCUCGCCUCCUCAAGACGGGAGAACACCACCAACGCCGCAAGAGGAAGAACCAGUCCAUCUUCAAACGGGAGCAGAAGGCGGCCGCCACCCUGGGCAUCGUGGUGGGCGCCUUCACUUUCUGCUGGCUGCCGUUCUUCCUGGUGUCCACCGCCAGGCCCUUCGUUUGCGGCGUGGAGUGCAGCUGCGUGCCGCUCUGGCUGGAGAGAACUCUUUUGUGGCUGGGGUACGCCAACUCCCUCAUCAAUCCCUUUAUCUACGCGUUCUUCAACCGCGAUCUGAGGACCACGUACAGUAACCUACUGCGGUGCCGCUACAGGAACAUCAACCGGAAGCUGUCGGCGGCGGGCAUGCACGAAGCUCUGAAGCUGGUGGAGAAGCCGGACGCUAGCGUGUAGAGUCGGCGCUCUGCCGAUGAGCGAGGCCGCAGGCAUCAACGGAGACGGGCAGAGAAAACGCACGAGGGGGUUUUAGACAUCGGGCACGAGGCCGCCACUCAUCCAUGAGGGUUAUUCCCUCAAAUCUGUACAAUCAUCACUGAGGCGAGAGGAGGCAGGCCGAUGGGAUUAAAUGAAUGCAUAUGAAGGGAAAUGGAGGAAGGCUCAUUCUUUUUGUUUUUCUGGGGGGCCGUUUAACAGUGAGGAAAGAUCCAUAUUGUCUGAAUUGUAGCGGCUGCAGUGCACUAUUUGCAGAAAGCUGUACAGUGAAACCAAUGGACAACUAUUGUGAUGACGGUUGUUCCCCACUGAACAGUUUUCUGCACGUGACAUUGUUCCAAAAAGGUGAUGGUGCUACACGGUGACUUUGUACUCAUCGACCACGGCGAUUGGACACCUUCCAACACAGUGGGGUCUUGUAUUUUGAGAUCGGAGCAAAGGAAAACUUGCCCUCGGAACCUAAAAAAAGGCAGGAGUUCUUAGAUCUGGAGUGGCGUCAUGUGACUACGAGACCAAACGUACACACUGUGGUCCCCGAUCAUCUAAACGUUGAGUUUCCUUCGCUGGACAAGGCUGAUAACACGUAGACACGAUAUGAUAAGAACUCGACUGACUUGUAAAAUCUGUACACUAACGGAUCAACCCGUUGAUUCCCGUUGAACUUUAUUGAUCUGGUAUGAGUUUUUAUCUUUUCAAGAUGCAUUUAGGGGGGUUAAUAUCGCUGUGUCCAAAUUCACCAAAACAUGCUCCUCUCUUCUUCUGUUCGAGACCUGAUCACCGCUUUCUUGUAAAAACUACUUAUGGAUCCAGACGUUGUGUUAUCGGGCGGCUCUCUUCUAAACACACAACCUUUUUAUAAAAUGAUCCAAGGAACCAGUGGGCGAGGCGAGGGGACGCCAGCCGAUACGCCGGAGAGGAAGUACGGAGAACCACGAUCCCUGUGAGUGCAGCACAUAAUAAUCCCCGUUCAAACUAUGCACUCUGUGUUUGAGAGUCGUCUCUACGUGCGACAGGCCUCCUCUGGGCUGAGCACGGCUCAGUUUUAUCCCCUUGGCCUGUUACACCCCACAAUAGCUCGUGAAAACAGGCACAAGUCAGACAAAAGCAAACGGGGGGGGGUUGUGGUGAGAACUCUGAGUUGGAAGAAUGACCUACUUUUCCCGUGUACAUUCUUACAUUGAUGCCGACCCACCAAUCCCCAUUUCACACCACGUCACUAUCAAUUUCACUACUGAUUUCACAAAUAUUAAAGAAAUGUCCACCAAGAUUUCUUAGUCGUCAAGGUCAUUUUUUCAAAUUCACUGUUCUUUCUGAAAAAUUGUUCAAACCCCGUGACAAUUCAUUUUAAAAACAGAGGCAGUAGUUGGAUAAAUUUGAGAGGCUGAUUCCUGCAGUUUGGGGGCAUUUUUGCUCGAUUGAUGACUUAAUGUAAUCAAACUUCUUAGUUGGUAUUUCAUUUACAACAAACACUAACAAAUCAGCGGCCCUGAAAACAGACAGUUAUCAUGUAAUUACUCUCAUUACCAACUGACAGGUAUCACGCCUCUCACCUGUAGCUGCCUCUCUGUUCUUCUGGGCCGAGGCUCGGAGAAUAAAUUCGAUUCGAGAGGAGAAAGAGCAGAUGACAGCUGGUGUUUGAUUGGUGCUUUCAAGCCCCUCCCACAGAGAUUAGAGCCACUCGGAGUGUCAUUGUUGAAAAGCGCAGGUUCAGCUGUGGGGGAAGCGAGCCGGAGUGACGGCCGUCUGCAAUUUGCUGUAUUCACACGGAAAUGUGACUGGAUGUUAGUGCUCUUACUGUGUGUCGAGUGUGAGACACGCGUAGUCCUCUUGCUGUCAUUUCUAAAACGUGUCUUGAGAUAUUAGUUACAAAGAGGUGUCGCUGUUUAUUGUUUACGUGUUAUGGAUUUCUCACUGCCAGUAUUAUUAUUAGUACAGUCUGUGCUGCUCGAAAUGUUUCUUUGUUAUUUCGAAUUUGUGCCGCAACCAAAAAGCAACACAUGGCAGUUAGUCAAAUUCAUAAAUCUCUCUUUUAAUUGAAUUAAUUCCUGCUUCUGAAUAUAAAUUAAAGCUGCCUGCAGGUUUACUCAAAUACAACCAGCGCCUCAUGCGUACUCACCGAGUGGUACUUGGACUUGUGUCCACAUUUUGUGUUACUGAAGAAAAAAAAUACACAAACCUGGACUAAAAACCACAAAGCUUUGCUCUUACUUGUGUCACCUCAUCUUGUAUCUCCAUGGCAACCACGAUUCUGUGUAUGCGUACAAAACCUCUUUAAAGGGAACCGCUGCUGCUACCUGUCCAUCUACGGCCAGCAGCUUGUGGAGAUCCUCCGCUGCCGUGGUUCAUGCAUCUGCACAUCAAUGCCUGCAGCAUUUUAACUAACUGAAUCGACUCACUUUGGGGCCUGUGAGCUAAAAAGGUGGCGAACUGCUGAACUGUAAUCUUUCUGGGGGGCCGACGUGGCACCGCUGCACAGAGUGUUUGCCAGUAAAUACGAGGACGUGUUUUCAAAAGAGCAUUCAAAACAGAGAGGAUCCCAAACCUCCCAAGUAGCUCAACAAUGGUUUAAUUACACUAUGAAAAGAAAUCACAAAAGUAUCAAGAAGCCUGUGAGUUGACAAUGGCUCAGUCAUGAUGACCAAUAGAGAAAAGAAAGAACAAAAGCUAGUUUUUCUCUACACGAUGCGAUAAUCAGACGGGGAGGAAGGCCGACGUGCUGAAAGGUAGAUUAAAGACAAAAGUGCACCUGCGGCAUUUAAUGGCCGUCCGCUGCAUCUCAGCCUCAGUGUGGCUGGAUGUGCCCUCCCACUGAAAAUGAUAGAGUUUAAAAAACCUUUCUCCCUUUGGCGCUAAAACACUCUAGUGGCCAAAUAACUGCAGUUGGUAAAAGAACCAAAGUCGACAACAUCAAAAAGCUGUUUGGGUUCUCGCCUUCCUCACCGUUUAUUAUUAUUAGUAAACCUAUUGUUUAGGAGCUGAACUAUGGUGACGCUACAAAAUGCUAAAUGCUAAGACCUUUACGGUGCAACUUAAAACCUCGGAUCCCAAAAAGGAGUCUUUCCUUAUUUACAAUCUUACAAUAAGACAUAAAACUAAAGAUAAAGCCCGAAAGAGAUCCUAAAAUAAAUCUAAGAAGUAGCAAGAUGAUUUGCACGGAACUUGACAAAUACAUAGUUGAUAAAUAUCACUUUUGCUAGCUUUUUAUUUCGUGUAAUUUUGUAAAUUAUACCACUAAAUAAAAUAACACGGCUUUCAAACAAAAGAUGACCCCCCCCCAUGUGAGGAAACCGACCUGAAAUGAAUGAAAUUAGCCACGGUUUCCUCCUAGAUCUUGACUUAAAUUAACUGUUGCUAUGUGAGUGUGCCAGAAAAGUCCUGCAGGCCUCAAUGCACCAUAAUGCAAUCCUGUUUCAGAACAUUUAAUCAGCCUUUUAUAGAGCAUUUGUACCAAAAGGGAUGUUCUAAACAGGGAUUAUACAUACAACAUUGAUCCCGCAGGACUUUGUACCGCCAGCCGCAUCAAAUCGCACACAAAAAGGCCGGCCCUGGGGGGGGGUGUAUUCCUUUUAUAUGCUGUCAUCCACACAUUCAGUGUGUGAUAGAUGCGCUGCAUGCUAUAUAUAAUGAUGGAAACAAGAGCACGAGAGGCAGCGGACUGCAUUACGACCGAUGGCAGUUUGUCUCAUUGACUCACAGAGAACACAUGACGCGCCACGUGGGAUUUUUCUGGAGGGAUGCAAUGCAUCUUGGACUAAUAAAAUAGAUUUUUUUUAAUACUCGCUGUCGACAAGGGUGUAAAAUAUGUUGUCUGUGAAGUUCCGGGGGAAACCUUUUUGUUGUAGUUGAAGAAUUGCAGGAUAUUAAUGCUCUUUUUAAACAAAAGUUGUAGGCCUUAUGAGGCAAUGAAAAAUACCAAUUAGACAUAAUUGUCCUAAGACAGACAGAAGUGCUGUGCUGGUGUUCUACCAUUAACACUGUAGUAAAAAGACAACGAAGGCUGGGGACGUGUGUCAAAUGUAAAUAUAUCUGUAUAUGCAUCUAAAAUGUUUUAUCGGCAUCGUUCGUUCAAAAGAAUACACCUAAACAUGUAAGACUUUUUAAAAUAAAAAAUGUUUUACCAUG